AUGGAAUGUCCAGAAGACUAUGUCUACGAUGGAGAGAGAUACUCAUGUGUGGAGCCAUCGAAGCUGGAGUCAUGUAAUCCUGGUGCCCUUGGUGAAGCCACCACAAGUUCGUCUUUGUCUACUGCAUCUCCCGGGGCAGAGCCGAUAUUGAAUGGGAAAGGCUGCGAAGGAUUAGCUGACGGUUUCUACGAGUUUGCGAACUGCUCUUCGUACUAUUUGACCUGUUCUGGUGGCAUAGCUCGGGUUAUGAAGUGUCCAGGUCUGCUCAUCUAUGAUAGAAGGCAAGUCGGUGUCUUUGCUCUGGUACAAGGUUUGAUCUACAAAUUUCCAGGUCAAAGAGUCUGGUUGGUAACAUCUUAUCACUUCUUCAGUUGUGCGCUUUCUCAUCUGUCUGUUCCAGACGUGUGCAAGAAAGAUGGUUUCUACUCUUACGGAAACUGCACGGACCUGUUCUAUGCUUGCUCGAGCGGGCGUCAAAUCACUAUGCACUGUCCAGCUGACCUAGCAUUCGAUCAAGGCAGACAACUGUGUGAUUACAAGUAUGCUGUCGAUGUAUGCAAGGAAAGUGUAGGGACUACUGUAGAAGUACCUACGGCGAUUCCUGUCAAAGAGACCACACAAAUCUUCGUAAAAGAGGCUAGAACUGUGCCACCUGUUGAAGAAGUCACUAGAAUUAUCGUGGAAGAAACCACCGAGGUACCCUCUGAAAGAACAAGUGUGGUUCCUGUGAGAGACUUUAUCGAACUGCAUGGAAGGGAUUUCUUUGAGCAGUACAGGAGAGAGCCUAUUGAAAAAACCACAGUAGCAGUGACGGAAGAGCCUGCACAGGUCAUUACACUGCCCAUGAUGACGACAGAAACCCCCAUGCGAACCACUGAAGAUCACGUCGAGUUUAUCGAAGAUCGUGGGAAGGAGUACAUCGCAUAUUAUGGGAAACCCAUGGAAAGUGAGGUUCCUGCGGAAGACACGACUGCAAGACCUGUCAAAGAGACAGAGAAACUAGAGGAAUACAUGAGUUACGGAAGACAUAUGGAAGAUUCGGCGAAGCGAACUACCGAGAUGCCCGUCAUGCAACAUGUCGAACACGAGAAGAUUGUCGAAGCUACCGAAACUCCUGUGAAGGUGCUGAUCGACAAGUACGGCAGGGAAUUCAUCGAGAGCCAUGGUAAAGAUUUCUCUGAUUUGCAAGAGAGGCAACACGCAGCCGUCGAAGUAUCUGAGAAACCAACUACAGAGAUGCCGUUGAUAGCUGCUGCAAACCACCAAGAGAGGGAUUACGAACUCUGGCACGAAAUAGGAUUUAUCCAGCCUCGCGGAGAAGGUUACGUCAACAGCGCACAGCACUUCAGAAAAUCCGAAAACGUGCAAGGGAAGCUGGAGGCUCAAGAAAGGCAGAAGUACGAAGGAGAGAGCGUGAACUUGCAUGGUGCCGGUGAUGUUACAGGCAAGUUCCGCGGUAAGCUUUCGGGCGAGUACGCUGGUGACAUUGCAGGCCAAUUCGCUGGUAAAGCCGAGGGUCAAUACGUGGGAGAAGCAUCAGGAAGAUACAGUGGUGAUGUCAACGGUCUAUCGGUAGGAGAGGCAUCAGGCAGAUUUGCUGGUGAAGGUCAAGGCUUGUUUAUUGGAGAAGCAUCCGGAAAAUACACUGGCGAAAGGGAAGGACUGUUUGUGGGG
Molecule: messenger RNA, 1674 nt
Organism: Cylicostephanus goldi
Lineage: Eukaryota; Metazoa; Nematoda; Chromadorea; Rhabditida; Strongylidae
Source: the annotation of a GenBank genome assembly